This is a messenger RNA of Prunus armeniaca (apricot), 930 nucleotides long. NCBI's taxonomy places the organism in Eukaryota, Viridiplantae, Streptophyta, Magnoliopsida, Rosales, Rosaceae. The record is from the annotation of a GenBank genome assembly.
AUGGCUUUUACUUCCCAUUUGGCCAUCUGGGUCACAUUUUUUCUUGCCCUUUCCUCCUUCCUCGGCCCUUGUACAGCCACCAUGCGCAAGCUCUCAGCUCUCGUCCAACAACAACCACUUAUGCUCAAGUACCACAAAGGCCCACUGCUUAAGGGCAACAUCACAGUCAAUGUCGUAUGGUAUGGCAAGUUCUCCCCCAUCCAACGGUCCAUAUUGGUCGACUUUGUUCAGUCUCUGAGCUCCCACCACACCCCGCAACCCUCAGUCUCAUCGUGGUGGCAGACUACAGAAAGGUACAGGGGAGGGCCCUGCACCGUCGCUGUAGGGAAUCAAAUCCUCGACCAGACAUACUCUCUCGGGAAAACACUCACGGACCAAAAACUCGCGGCUUUGGCAGCCAAAGCAUCAACAGGUCGAAACGCAACGGUCAACGUGGUUCUCACGGACGAUGAUGUGGCGGUUGACGGGUUCUGCAUGAGCCGGUGCGGGUUCCACGGGUCGGGCGGCGCGGGGAGAAAGACGGGCAGGCUGGCGUACGCGUGGGUGGGCAACCCGGCGAUCCAGUGUCCGGGUCAGUGCGCGUGGCCGUUUCACCACUCGAUUUACGGGCCGCAGACGGCGCCGUUAGUUCCUCCUAACGGCGACGUUGGGGUUGACGGAAUGGUGAUCAGUCUUGCAACGGUUUUGGCGGGAGCGGUGACGAACCCGUUUGAAAACGGGUAUUUUCAGGGUACGAGAGACGCGCCUUUAGAGGCUGUGAGCGCGUGUACGGGUAUUUUUGGGAAAGGGGCUUACCCGGGUUACCCCGGGGAGGUCGUUUUGGACAAAACGACGGGAGCUAGCUACAAUGCGGUGGGUGUACGUGGACGCAAGUACUUGCUCCCGGCGAUGUGGGACCCGCAGACCUCCACGUGUAAAACACUCGUCUGA